AUGGAAAAAGCUUUUUUAUUACUGGGUUUGAGAAGCUUACUAGUUUUGGGCUUAUUAAUUUUUGGCUUAGGUGGUUUGGAAGUCUCAGGUAUUUUAAAAGUCUCAGAUGUUUCAGAUAUAGAGGCUACUAGUAGUGAUGUAUUUUUUACUGGCUAUAGUAGGGUUAUUUAUGAAUAA
Molecule: messenger RNA, 177 nt
Organism: Dentiscutata heterogama
Lineage: Eukaryota; Fungi; Glomeromycota; Glomeromycetes; Diversisporales; Gigasporaceae
Source: the annotation of a GenBank genome assembly